AUGAAGCGCAGGAUUACCUUCUUUCAGCGCCCGGAGGCGCCCUUUGAGGCCAACCAGGCUGUUUUGACCUCCAAGUCCCUCGCGAUCCGCGGCUUGGACGCCGCCCGCGAGGACCGCGUUACGUUCGGCCUUGACGACCUUCCCCAGGAGCUCCGCGACGUCCUCCAACAGUCUCACGAACUCCGCCUUCGGUGGACAACCGAACGGUCCUACGAUGCCGUGACGCCCUUGGCCAGCCGAGUGUCGCCCGGCUUGCAUGUACACUAUACCCCUCUAGCGGCUGAGCAGACUUCAGAGGCGCUGUGCUCGUUGCUCCGCACGGUGUUUGGAGCAGGUGUGGACUGCACGAAGCCUGAGGACACCUUCAUCACGCCCCCGCUCCUAUCCACCAGAUUCGCCGCGUCGGCCUCCCUGCAGUUCUACGCACAGCUCCCCUCCCUACAACCUCUUGUCGAAUUUAUCCAGAGCUCUGCUUGCAGCCAGCGCAAGGUCGGCGGUGCCGAAUGCAAUAAACAUGCUAGCUCGCUGCUUACUGCCGAGACGGUCGACAUCGACUAUGAUAGCAUCUCGCACGCCCUGACGGUGUCGACUCUCUGGGCUAGUGCGCCUAAUGGAGGAUGGACAGAAGAUAUUCAGAAACCUGCAUCUGGUGCGGAUCAGGUUGAGUUUGGGCUUCUGGGUGCCGAACCAGGCAUCGAGCCGCAAGAGAUCAAGAUGGGCGGGCUGUUGGCUGUUGUUGGACAGGACAAGAAAAUGAAACCCACCAUGUUCUCCUUUCCCUCGCGGCACCACCCACUCCCCAACGAUGCAGGAUACGUCGUCUCUUUUUCCACUCCAACGGGUCUUCACCCGACAAUGUCCAUCUCCAUUACCCCGUCUGGUGUACAACGACCCCCAGCACCGAGCGAUGCAACCUGCGCAUUACACACAUACCUCACGCUCCCGUCCGCCGUCUUCGGGGACCAGUAUCAGCUUGGAACAAGCGACCCGCUCUUCCUGGAAUCACACAAUCUCGCUGCACUGCGAGCUGUCGCGGGAGAAACCGACCUUGAAGCUCCAGACUGGGCUGUUCAACGCUGGGGCUCGAACUGGCUUUUCGAACUGACUACCCCAUCCACGGACUCGCUCCAGUCUAACUGGACGGCUACUAUCCCCCUGCAUCUGCGGUACCUCGCUCCCUCUGAAUCGGGGUAUCAGACCGCGGAUGUGCCCUGGCCGGUCGUUUUCUGGGCCUGCACUGCAGAGGAUGGAACCAAGAUGGGCGUUAACCCAUUCGACCGCACGAACCUAGGCUGGGACGGCUUGUUUGGCCCGCGUACCAUGUUCUAUCAGCUUCAUCCCAAGGGUGAGCAUCUUGUCGAGUCGGUGGAUGUACCGGUUCUCAAGCUCACGGGCGAGGGCUUGUUCAAGGCGAAGAACAUUGAGCUGGGGACUUGCAUUGCCAUUUUGCUCGGCUUCCUUUGGGUGUUGUGGCGCCUUGUUCGCGUGUCUUGGUCGGCUAGUGUUAGCGCCGAGAGUAGGCCUGCACGGUCUGCAGACGGACAUGUCAAGAAGGAGUAA
Messenger RNA from Penicillium cinerascens, 1560 nucleotides. RefSeq lists its product as uncharacterized. Gene Ontology annotation, biological process: protein processing; GPI anchor biosynthetic process. The coding region runs from base 1 to 1560 and encodes 519 amino acids. The record is from RefSeq and is a predicted model, not a curated record. Gene Ontology annotation, molecular function: mannosyltransferase activity. Gene Ontology annotation, cellular component: endoplasmic reticulum membrane; glycosylphosphatidylinositol-mannosyltransferase I complex. The transcript has 5 exons. Lineage: Eukaryota; Fungi; Ascomycota; Eurotiomycetes; Eurotiales; Aspergillaceae.